UCCUUCCAUGCUCCAAAAGAAAGCAUCCAAAAUGUUGCUCGGCGGAGGUGGCUUUCACUUUCAGUGGAUCUCCUUCCUAUACUCUUCGCUUGGCUCAUCGUCUCUGGAUUCUCUCGCCGUUGUUCUUUCCCAAUCCACUACCUAAUGAGUCGUCAACCUGAAGUUCUCUGGGCUCAGCGUUCUGAUAAGGUUUAUCUUACUGUUGCUCUACCUGAUGCCAAUGAUGUUUCCGUUAAGUGUGAGCCUCAGGGUUUAUUUAGCUUCUCUGCUAAUGGAGUUCAAGGUGAAUCCUACAAAUUCAGCUUAGAACUUUAUGGACCAAUCGUAGCUGAGGGUUGUAAAACUAAAUCUGGCUUGAGAAACAUACUGUGCUCAAUUCAAAAGGAACAGAAAGGAUGGUGGAAAAGGCUGCUAAAGUCUGAAGAGAAACCUGCACCAUACCUGAAGGUUGAUUGGAACAGAUGGUGCGACGAAGAUGAUGAAGAAUCAGCUUCUGACGAGGAAUCUGAUGAUGAUGCACGGUUUGUGGGACAAGAUGAUGGGAGCAGUGACGAGGAAGGGAUGUUGUAUCUCCCUGAUUUGGAAAAGGCAAGAGGAUAGGAACCCCUGUGAUAGAUUUUAUGGAAUUGCUACCUUAGAUUGGACUCGGGUAUCAUGGGGGAAAGAAGCUUUUGGGAGAUGGGUAUUAUGGAAUUGCUGCUUAGAUUGGACACACUACGGUAGCCUACUCGGUAGGUAUCCACUGUGAUAGAUUUUAUCUUGUACAUAGAAUCUGGUAGGUGGUUAGACAUCGUUGGUGUGCGAGGGCUUGGUACAAUUCUGGCAUCUGGUCAUGAUUUCUUUUAUUUUGCGGAUUAUAUGCUCAUGUGAGUCUCCUAAUCAUUUCAACAAUUUACUUCGUUGUGAUCUGUCCUAGACUUUUGACCUUUUUGGUUCCUUUUUCCGCUGGUGUCAUUGAUGCAUUAAAAAAAGAGAAAGAAAACAAGAUUUCUUCUA
Molecule: messenger RNA, 996 nt
Organism: Prosopis cineraria
Lineage: Eukaryota; Viridiplantae; Streptophyta; Magnoliopsida; Fabales; Fabaceae
Product: co-chaperone protein p23-2-like
Exons: 6
Coding region: 145-600 (151 amino acids)
Biological process (GO): protein folding; chaperone-mediated protein complex assembly
Cellular component (GO): nucleus; cytosol
Molecular function (GO): Hsp90 protein binding; protein-folding chaperone binding
Source: RefSeq, a predicted model, not a curated record